Molecule: messenger RNA, 324 nt
Organism: Staurois parvus
Lineage: Eukaryota; Metazoa; Chordata; Amphibia; Anura; Ranidae
Source: the annotation of a GenBank genome assembly
UGUCUAGCAUAUUUUCUUUCAUGCAAAACCUCAAAGUAUGGUGUACCAGGUCAAUUUUAGUACCGGGAAAACACUUUGCAUGCAUUUUUCAUGAUGAAAAAAGGCUCAGGACAGCAUCUGGAAAUGGAAGAGUUAAAAACAAUUUCCAAACACAAACGUUUAUAAACGCUGUUUGCCAUGUUUACAAGCAUUUGGCAUUUGAAACGCUGAUAAAAUCUACUCCUGAACGCAAGUUUGGUGUGUUAAAAAAAUUACUGUAAACUCAACUGCCGGUAAACGACUGUAAACAACAUAGUGUACAUGGACACAUAGGAAAAACAUUAG